CGACCCCGCGGUCAGCGCACACAGACACAGGGAGUUGUCGACUCGGCCCUAAGUUUUUUUUCUUCUUCUUCCCGGACCGAGCAACAAACAAAAGUUGUGUGUGUUUUAUUUAUUUGUGUUUUUUGUUCUGGGUUUAUUUUAAUCUGAAGCUUUACUCGCUCUGUUUGGAAUAAAAUGCUGCUGUGUCGGUGACUCGAAAAGCCCGUGUGGAGUCAGAGAUUUGUUCAGACUGACCGACUCGUUGGUGAUUCAGAUCCUGUAGAGAUCCAUUCUGGUGACGGCGAUUCAAGGAGGUCUCAUGAUCCAGUUGCAGUCUCCUCACCGCCAUGUCUUAACACCCCAUCCUCUACACUGAAAGCCCCCUCCCUCUCUCCCUCUCCCCCUUCCCUCACCUUCCUCAUCUUUUCCCAGUCCCACUGUUCCUCACAGAGAGAUGAGUCUGAAUCAUCACCAGACCCCGGACUCUGAGCGGGAGCUUCCCUCCUCCUCCAGAAAGACGCCGAAAAAGCGCGGCAUCUCACUUCGGUCGCUUUUCCGAAGACGCCGCUUGGACCCGAAGUCUCGCAAGUCGCGAGUGCUGGCCAGCGGCUUGGACGGCAUUGCUAGCGUCGAGAGCGUCGUCCAGUCGGAAAUGCAGCAGCCGCAACAGCAGCAGGAAGUAGCGUCCACAUCCACGUCGUCCUCCGCGUCUUCUGAGUACCUGGAAUGUCCCCUGUGCCUGCUGCGCCACUCCCGAGACCGCUUCCCCGACAUCAUGACGUGUCACCACCGCUCCUGCGCCGACUGUCUCAGGCAGUACCUGCGCAUCGAGAUCUCUGAGAGCCGUGUCAACAUUAGCUGCCCCGAGUGCUCCGAGCGCUUCAACCCCCACGACAUCCGCAUGAUCCUCGGAGACCGCGCCCUCAUGGAGAAGUACGAGGAGUUCAUGCUCCGGAGGUGGCUCGCUGCUGACCCGGACUGCCGCUGGUGCCCCGCCCCUGACUGCGGGUAUGCGGUGAUAGCGUUUGGUUGUGCGAGCUGCCCCAAGAUCACGUGUGGACGUGAGGGAUGUGGAACAGAGUUCUGUUAUCACUGUAAGCAGCUGUGGCAUCCAAACCAGACGUGUGAUGCUGCCAGACAGCAGAGAGCGCAGAGCCUGAGACUGAGACCCUUUAGAUCCUCCUCACUCAGCUACAGCCAGGAGAGCGGCGCUGCAGCUGACGAUAUAAAGCCCUGCCCCCGCUGCGCUGCUUACAUCAUCAAGAUGAACGACGGGAGCUGCAAUCACAUGACCUGCGCCGUGUGCGGCUGUGAGUUCUGCUGGCUCUGCAUGAAGGAGAUCUCUGACCUGCACUACUUAAGUCCUUCGGGUUGCACGUUCUGGGGUAAGAAGCCGUGGAGUCGGAAGAAGAAGAUCCUGUGGCAGUUGGGAACGCUGGUUGGAGCGCCCAUCGGCAUUGCGCUGAUCGCAGGCAUCGCCAUCCCGGCCAUGAUCAUCGGGAUCCCGGUGUACGUGGGCAGGAAGAUUCACAGUCGCUACGAGGGAAAGGAAAUCUCCAAGCACAAGAGGAACCUGGUGAUCGCCGGCGGAGUCACGCUGUCCGUCAUCGUCUCGCCCGUAGUUGCCGCGGUAACCGUCGGUAUCGGAGUGCCCAUCAUGCUGGCGUAUGUUUACGGCGUGGUUCCGAUCUCUCUGUGCCGCAGUGGAGGGUGCGGCGUGUCGGCCGGGAACGGGAAAGGAGUGCGCAUCGAGUUCGACGAUGAAAAUGACAUGAACGUGGGGGGCGGUACAGCAGUGACCGACAGUACGUCUGUGGCUGAGACGAGGCAGAAUGCGAGUAUCGGAGGCAGCGUCGGCGGUCUGACGGGAAGCCUGAGUGCCAGCGGGAGUCACAUGGAGCGAAUCGGAGCCAUGAGGGACAACGUGAGCGAAAACGCCAGCACCAUGGCACUGACAGGAAGUCUGUCAGGCAGCACCGUGGGCCACUGCUUUAACAGGCUGGAGGUUCAGGCUGAUGUACAGAAGGAGCGCUGCAGUUUGAGCGGAGAGUCCGGCACGGUUAGUUUGGGGACAAUCAGUGACAACGCAAGUACCAAAGCCAUGGCUGGAUCCAUCCUCAAUGCCUACAUGCCUCUGGACAGAGAGGGCAGCAGUAUGGAGGUGCAGGUGGAUGUGGAGUCUAAACUGGGGAAGCUGAGACACCACAGCGGGAGCAGCAGCAUGGAGGAGGGCAGCACCGGGGGCCGCGGCGUCUGCCCCUCCACCUGCCCCCACGAGGGCAAAUACGGCUCUGGGAAGAAGAGCAAAGGAAAGAUGCGUAAGAAGACGGGCACCAAGAUCAACGAGACACGUGAGGACAUGGAUGCUCAGCUGCUGGAGCAGCGCAGCACCAACUCCAGCGAGUUCGACUCUCCGUCUCUGAGCGGCAGCCUGCCCUCCGUCGCCGACUCGCACUGCAGCCACUUCUCCGAGUUCAGCUGCUCCGACCUCGACGCCUCCCGACCCCCCAACGCCAUCAGCCCACUUCCCGAGGUGGAGAACGACCGGCUGGAGAACGGCCCCGCCCCCCGGCCGCUCUGCUCCGCCCCCCUCAGCCCGGAGAGCUCUCCUAAAGAACGCAAUAACAACACGGCUCCUCCUCCUCAGCCGAGCACGCCGGCGCGCAAUGUCUGUAUUCAAACUGAGAUUUAGCGCUUGAGCUAACCCGACGCUAGCUUUCGACCCUAACCCCGAGGUUGCACAUGCACACGCACAGACACUCUCUCACACACACACACACACACACACACACGCACACACACUCUUACAGGUUACAUAAAAAAAAUAUUAAAAAAGACUCCAAAAGUCUUCACUUAGUCAUUUUCAGGUGUGAUGAAGAUGAUGAUGAUGGGCAGGUGUUACAGCAGGUGACUGACAGAUGCGGAUGUGAUGAUGAUGAUGAUGAUGAUGAUGUAGCUGUCGAUCACUUCAAUGCCUCUGGUUCAGCUGUGGCUGAGGGUUCGGGCCGAGCCUCAUGUCCAGAGCGUGUGCCGAUAUUCAGAACUCCACUUACUUUCUUCAGUUACACACACACACACACACACACACACACACACACACACACACACACGGUUAUACGGAACAACAAUCGGAUUCCAUCCCAAAGUAUUAUUUAUGACUGUUGUCAUAACAGAAAGUGUUCCCUUUGAACUACAUGUAUUAAACCCCGCCGGCCAAUUGAGCGUUAUUUCUGCCACUGAUGUGUGAGAUGUAUUUUAAUUCUGUUCUGGUUAACGUUAAACACCAUCCUCUUUAGAAAAACAGGUUCCUCAGGGGUUUCCUCAUGGGUUUCUCGUGGGUUCCUCAGAGGUUCCUCAAGGGUUUUUCAGGGUUUCCUCAUGGGUUCCUCGUGGGUUCCACAAGGGUUCCUGAGAGGUUCCACCUGGAUCACUUUCUGAUGAGGAAACAAACCCUAAGAACUUACACUCACUCUUUUUCUCUCUGUUACUCAUCUGAUCUCAAUAUCAUCCCUGUUAGGUAUACUGUGACGCAUCACUGAUUAUCGGCACAUGUGGACACACACACACACACACACACACUGAGAUUUACAGGCCUGGUUCUAUCUGUGGUUGGAGGCUUUUUUUUUUCUUAGUGACUUUAUUUGAGGAGAGUGUGAGAUGUUCUGGAGAUGUUCUGGAGAUGUUCUGGAGAUGUUCUGGAGAUGUUCUGGAGAUGUUCUGGAGAUGUUCUGGAGAUGUGGUGUUUCCUCAGAGGGACCAGCAGGAGAUUGAGAGCAGAUGGUGUUUUGUUUUUUUUCUUGUUCUGUAACAGUAAUUUUUAUUGUAAAUGAUGAUAUAUAUUUUCCUUUUCUUGUUGAAGGUAUGGUUCUUUUCGUUUCAUGUUUUCUCUUUUAUUUUCCAUUUUGGGAAAGGAUGUUCAGUGUCGAAGCCCUGUGUGGGGGUCUAAACUUUCAACACAAACCCGUCUGAGAUCGGAUCAGGACUGAGCGAUGACGCAGAAUCGGUCACUGGAUCAUCAAUCAGUUCCAAAGUUAAACAUCGAAUCAUUUCUCUGGUCAGUUUUGGACAGAACUGAUGAUGAGGGGAGUGUGUGUGUGUGUGUGUGUGUGUGCGCUUGUGUGAGUGAGUGUGUGUUGCUGCAUCACUCGGUCCUCAUGUGGAAUCGGUUCAUUUAUUUGCUAAACACUGAUUUGAUCCGAUCGAUCAGAAGGAUCCGCUUUACUCCCUGUGGUUAAGACUCUUAAGGCUAUGAUGGUAAACACACACACACACACACACACACACACACACAGGUUCAGGUGGAACACGAUUAAUACGUGGUUCUGGGUCCGUACCCGUUUGGACUCAUGGUGCCUUUUGGAUUUAAACAAGAAGCUGUUUGAGUUUCUUCUCGUUCCUCCAUUCUGUGUCUUUCAGAAUUAAAAAUAAAAAGAGAAUCAAACCCAGCUCAAGUGCA
Molecule: messenger RNA, 4435 nt
Organism: Hemibagrus wyckioides
Lineage: Eukaryota; Metazoa; Chordata; Actinopteri; Siluriformes; Bagridae
Gene: rnf19a
Product: ring finger protein 19A, RBR E3 ubiquitin protein ligase
Exons: 11
Coding region: 434-2671 (745 amino acids)
Biological process (GO): protein polyubiquitination; ubiquitin-dependent protein catabolic process; positive regulation of proteasomal ubiquitin-dependent protein catabolic process
Cellular component (GO): cytoplasm; ubiquitin ligase complex
Molecular function (GO): ubiquitin conjugating enzyme binding; zinc ion binding; ubiquitin protein ligase activity
Source: RefSeq, a predicted model, not a curated record